Messenger RNA from Dacryopinax primogenitus, 915 nucleotides. RefSeq lists its product as uncharacterized. The record is from RefSeq and is a predicted model, not a curated record. The transcript has a single exon. Bases 1 to 915 code for a protein of 304 amino acids. NCBI's taxonomy places the organism in Eukaryota, Fungi, Basidiomycota, Dacrymycetes, Dacrymycetales, Dacrymycetaceae.
AUGUAUUCCUUUCCGACGUUUCUGCUCCUCCUCGCCCUUUCUGUCCUCGCUUCCCCUCUCCAACCGACAACCCAGUUGGAUGGAACAAGCGUGCUAGCCUCCCUUCCCGGAGUCGAGAGCUCUGUGGAUGGGGAGCGGACUGCGGUGGCCUAUAGUAGCGAAGCGUUCCAGGCCGAUGACGUACCGGUGUUCGAGAGCGUCCCUCUCAUCCCUCCCACCGAUGUUAUCGCCUCUGCUUCUCAUCCAGCGCUCGUUCCCGACCCCGAGGAUCCCCAAGAGCAACCACAAGAAACGAACGAGAGGAAGAGGAGCGCCAAGUUCUGGUCUCGCGGUGCAGAAGCAGGCGGGGUGAUGAUCGGGUGGAAGAUCCCUUUCACGAGGUCUAACCGGGCUAGGAAGGGUACGCUGAGCGCGCUGAGUUCCUUGAUUUCGACCGCUAGUGGGAGUACGACGUCGAAUGAUAGGAGGUCCAGUACUCGGACGCAUUCUCGGACGGAGCAGAGUUCCCGCAGGCACACGGGUUCUCAUACGCACUCUACGGAACACAGGCAUACGAAGGAUGCUCGCACGGUCGAAGCAGUCCUUUCUACAACUACUGGCACCACGAUCAUCACCACCACAACUACCACCAGCCCAACUCACACACCCACGAGCAGGACUCACCGAACCGACCCCUCCACCACCCACACAACUGCGACUGGUUCGCACACCUCCCAUCACCCCGGCUCACGCUCAACAAGCAGCUUCGUGCCUACUGUGUCCUCGACGGAUCCUGCUCGCUCGACUGCUUCUCCUACUGCAACGCACUCUCACUCGAGUGGCUCAGUUACUCCUACCGGAAGGUCGAUGCACGCCCAUGGGCAGGGGACGAGCAGUGCUCCUCCUCCUGCCUUUUCAGCAGAGUAUGAUGAAUGA